AUGGACCCAGAGGCUCAAAUGGAUCUCAAGACUGAGACACCAGUGAUUAGAGGAAAUGAUGAUUUAUCUGUGUAUCUGCAGACCAUCUACCACCUAAACUUAAAUGAUUUCAAGGAAUCACUUUAUCAAAUGAAAUUACUAUUGAUUAAUCAAAGAUAAGCGUAAUUUGAUUUAAAAUAUUCACAGAUUCUAGGCCCUAUAAUGGAAUUAUGGUAAUAUGUAAUAAUACAUACAUUAGAAAUAUAACUGAAAUAGCCCAACAAUAUUUCAUUUCUAUUACUAAUUGUAAUUCUGUAGUUGUUAGUCGUAUUUAUUUAUUCUAUAUUAUACUUAAAACAUGCUUUUAUUAUUGCAAUAUUAAAACAUCUAAUAAUUAAUAGUUUUUAUGGAUAUUCGAUAGUUAUUUUGUUAAAGAGAUUUAUACCUGACCAACACUUUCAUUUAAUAUUUGUUGUUGAAGCAUUCCUGUAUUCACUAUUUUUAUUCACAAUUUACAACUAUUUAUGUUUAGUAACAACUUUAAUUAAUCAAUAGUUUAUAGUCAACUUACUAAUUGUCAGCCCAUUAGAAGUAAAUAACAUGCUAAACCUAUUUGCAAAUUACUAAUUUUAUUACACUAUUUUUAAACAAAUUUCAAGUAAGAACUACUGA
Molecule: messenger RNA, 651 nt
Organism: Paramecium tetraurelia
Lineage: Eukaryota; Ciliophora; Oligohymenophorea; Peniculida; Parameciidae
Exons: 1
Source: RefSeq, a predicted model, not a curated record